Molecule: messenger RNA, 2191 nt
Organism: Perca flavescens (yellow perch)
Lineage: Eukaryota; Metazoa; Chordata; Actinopteri; Perciformes; Percidae
Gene: tsnaxip1
Product: translin-associated factor X interacting protein 1
Exons: 11
Coding region: 756-1826 (356 amino acids)
Cellular component (GO): cytoplasm
Source: RefSeq, a predicted model, not a curated record
ACAUAAUCGCAUACUAAGCGUGUGUGUGUAUGAGAGUGACAGAUUUGAGCUGAGACCCUCUGCUGUUGUGACUAACGUUAAGGUUACUUGUCAUCAGGACUGAGCCAGCUCUCUAACCUUUGUAAUGGACUCGCAGGUUGUUCUGUGACAGCCCAAUGUAGCUGUAUUUAUCCUUGGGGCUCCAGGAUCGGGGUAAAGGGGUCUCUUCCUCGUUCACAGCCGGGUACAGCAGUUUCAGCCGCUCGUUCAGCUCGUGUUCCUGAUAAUUAAAAGCAGGAUCCCCUAACGACAAGCUUCCCGCUCCAAGCUCUGCCAUUUUGGCCUCUGUUUUGUAUCUUAUUGUUCGUUUCUUUCUAUCCAAAGCCCCGUGUCAGUCCGCUUGAGCUGUAGGCUGAGAGUGAGAAAGACUGAGGGGAGAAAAUAGCAGCGGUGUGACAUCCCCGGAUAAGCAGCAGAACGUACUGUAGGCUGGAACAGUGCCGUUUGGGUACUGUAGUUCAGCCGCACGCUCGCUUUUAUGAUACGGUCCCUAAUAAUGACUACACACCUCCACUACCGUUGUCCUGGUUUAGGACGUCCAUCGAGAAAGACUUACAUAUGAGCAUAGACUACAAAAUGACACUGUCCAGACAUCAGAGGAAGGGCAAGAAGGAGAAAGUGCUGGUGCUGUUUCUGUCCAACCUGCAGCAAGAAAGUUGUGCUGGACAGGUAGCAGUUACAUUUAUGCAGGCCCGGGGAGAAAGCCUCAACUUCUGAUGCACUUGGAGAGCUAUGUGAACAAGGAGCUGCAUACAAUCAGCUCCCAUGAGCCAAAAUUUCAGGAACUGAAACUACAGGUCUACCGUGAUGUCUUUGGUUGUUUCCUCAAAGAGUUCAAAACCUACCAACCCCUUCUUUCUGGCAUCAAAAAGGAAUAUGAAAACACUUUAGCAUAUCUGCAGGCUCAAAUCCGAGAACUGGAACCACUGCGAUCCCAUCUGAGGAUUGUGACGGAGGAAUGUGACAGGAAGAUUCAAGCUCGCUGGGCAGAGGAGCAGGCUGAGAUUGGAGCCUUGAAAAGGGAGAAGCAGCAACUGCAGAGGCAUAUUGAGGCCAUGAGGGAGAAAGAAAAGGCCAUGGAGGCGGUGGUGGAGCGCCUGCAGUCUCAACUCUCCCAGCAGUAUCUGCAGUACAGGGAGGAGCGGGAUGCCCGCAAGCUGCUGAUCUGGCAGCUCGAUGACCUGACAAGAGGCUCUGUGAAGGAGGAGCAUCCUGCAGAUGACAACAUUGAGGCUAAAGACCCUGUGGGGCUGCAGCUGGCUCUGAAGGUGUGUCGGGAAGACCUGACCAAAGCCCAGGUGGAGCUCAACAGGAUGAAGGCAGAGUACUGGGAUGUCGUGCCGAGACGCAACUGGGACACCCUGGAACAAACACACAGACAGAACCUCCUGCAGUUGAAGACGCUGCAGGGUGACUUUGAUCAGUUGAAGAGGGAGUAUGACACCCUGCUGGAGCUCCACAAAAGUGGCAGCAUGCAGAAGAAGACACAGGACCCCAUCACUGUGCAGAUGGAUGAGAGUGUGUCCCAAGGGAAAAGCCAGAUUCAGUCUCACAACCUAAAAGACCUGAUCGACUCGGAUGCCCCUGAGAGCAGCACACUCACUGUCCAGGAGUUUAGGGCGGCUCUGAAGACAGCGUUCCCUCUGAAGUCAGAUGAGGAAAUAGAUGAACUUGUGGCCUCGGCUCAAAGCGAACCAAACAACAGCAAUGACACCAUCUCCUCUCAGAGACUCCACAGCCUGCUAGCAGAAGCUGGUGUGGCAGCCUUACCUCCAGCUCUUGAAUAAUCAGAAGAAAAUGCUGCAUCAAAUCCAUUUCAUGCCAGCAACUGUAUAAUGUUGUUAAUUUUAUUGAUUGUCAAUUAAGAAGGGCAUGUAAGAUAAAAAAAGGUAUAUAAUGGAACCUUUAUUCUUGAAUCACAGAUUAUCGAUUGCCCCACAAUACAUUUUUAACAGUUCCUGAUAUUUAAAUAACGUACUGUACAUGUACAUUAAUAUUCUCAAAAUCUGGAUAUGGAAUCAGUUGGGAUAUUUUUUGGUGAUUUGAGUGACCUGACCCUGUGAUGUUAUUUUAAACAGGUGUGUCUUGUAGAAUGGGUCAAUAUCCUGCCAAAUAAAAAUGAUCAAAACAUAAAUAAAUCACUAUAAAUGUA